CCGCACGCGACGCUUAGCUGUUUGUCGCGAGCGAUGGGCGUCACUUCUUCGCGCACCAGUUCUUUGAUUGUUUGUAUAUCACCGAUAUCAUCGCAUUGAAUUAUUCAACACGAGGCGAAUCAUAGCCAAUUCAGAUGCUCUGCUGAAACUGGCCUUCCCUGACCUUCCACCAGGUUUGCUCUUUGUGCUAGAGGACGCACACUCUCACAGAAGCUGCCCCUCAAGCUGCACCGGCCCCCUUCACGCUCCACCCCUGCGCUAUGAGCAGAGGUAGAGGAGGGCCCUACAGAGAACAGUACCACCGGCAUCCUCCACCUGACUUCCAAGCUAAGGACAAUAACUACAGGCCUGGCCCAGUCUCCUUUUACCCUAGAGCUGCCCCACAGCAGAGCCCAUACUCGAGUUACUACAACAGCCCUCCUCGUCCUGUAGGGCCCACACAGCCGCCCCCAGCUCAUCUCACCCCCCCUGCUCCCCUCUUAUCAAAGCAAAAUAAAGUCACCCCUAAACCAGACGUCCCUAACAGCUCACAUUAUCAGAAUCACAGCCCCAGUCCUUGUCCCAGUUCCUUUCAGUACCAACAGGCAGAGUUCCUGAGAGGACACAGCUCUGAAGCGCCACAGUUCAGAGCCAAUCCGCGUGGAGGAGGCGGAGUCACAUCUGACAGGUGGCCUAAUUGUUCAUACCAGCCCCAGUCAGGUUACAACAGAUAUCCAUACCCUAACAGCAGCCCAAGAGGUAGAGGGGGGUACAGUCAGGAUCAGAGGUCUGUAUACCCAGGAGCCCCGAGAGGCACCCCAGGUCCUCGACACCCGAAUCCUAACCAGUUGCAAGCGCAGAAGCACAACCAAUACUCAUGGUGUGUUCAAGCAGACUCGUUGUGUGACGAUUUACAUAAUCUAUCUCUUCAUCGAGAAUCUCCCAAGAGAGGAGGAGAGAGGUUUGUCAGACAUUCUGCAUCGAGCAGCUCAGCAAGUUCAAGCUCGACUAAAGUUAACAUCACUCUAACUUCUGACAUCCAGGACCAAGUUUACAGGGCUUUGGCUGCUUUGAAGCCGAACGACUGUAUCUGUGCAAAAUUGUUGAGCAAACAACUGCGUCUGCAUAAAAAGAUAGUGAACCAGGCUCUCUACUCUUUGGAGCGCUCUCAGAAAGUCUCGAAGCAAGGACUACUCCCUCCCGAGUGGAGUCUUUACAGAGAGCCUCUCAGUGGCAAGGAAGAUCACAAUUAUAAAGUACAAAGUUCACCUUCCCAUCUGUGUGUUAGCCCAGGACACCCUGCAGAUCCUGAAGUCAAGGUUGAGCUAAAAACAGACACAGAAGAAAGCCGGGGACAAGAAGAAGAAGAAGAAGAAGAAGAGGACUGUGACACAGAAUCCAUUUCUACCUGCUCCUCCUCUUCAGAGUCAUCUGAGUUUGAGCAAUCCCUGUCACCAGCAAAAGGUCACCAGCAGGUGAAACAUCCCUUCUGUGCUACGAGUUCCCCUGAUCCCGAACUCGCACUUCCCGCAAUGGCUGAGCAGAAAGACCAAAUUCUGCAGUACCUCCUCACUGUAGGGGAGGUAACUGCUCUGGUCAUAUCCAAAAAUCUGGGUCUCAAGAGUGCCAAUCGGGUGAAUCCCACCCUCUACUUGCUGGAGAAACAAGGUGAAGUCAUUAAGAACACUGAAGUUACCCCUAACACCUGGGAGCUCUCCACCCGCCGCAGAGAGAGGAUGGAAAGGAGCAUUAAAGCCGCCAUGAGCCCUCGCAAUGAGGGGGGUCAGAUGGGGCAGGAGCCCGGUAGAGGAGCAAAGGGAGAAGGCUCUGGUAUUCUCCCUUCGUCUCAACUACCGCCAAACCCAGGCCUCCAACCCCGGCCACUCCCUGAGGGUUGGAAAACAGAGGAAAGUAGCAGCGAUGGCCACACUAUCAAGGUGAUGAAUCCUUCCUCACCCCAGUCUAAAGAGCUAGAGGCAAACGAAGGACAGUGGGCCACUGACGAGAUCCCAGAAUUCCUGAACGCCAUCCGCAGAGAGACAGACGCUGGGAAACUACUAGCAGAUCAUGCUAAUAGCUCUGUGGGAACUGUGGCUGUGUCGCUGGCUGCUCCACCUCCCCAGAACCUGUGGGCCAAACUGCAGGAGGUGAGGCUGAAGAACCCCGUCAGCGGCCUCAUGGAGUACGCCCAGUAUCUGGGACACAACUGUGAGUUCCAGCUCCUCGACCAGUCGGGACCCUCUCACGACCCAAGAUUUCGCAUGCAGGUGCUGCUGAAUGGGAGGCUGUUUCCUGUCGCAGAGGCGUCCAGUAAGAAGGUCGCGAAAAAGGACGCUGCUGCCACCACCCUGCAAAUUCUGAUCGCAGAGAUGCAAGGAGGGCCGAGCGCGGGAGGCGAUGGAAAUGCCGCCAAUGUGGACCAAGUGAUGGAGGUACUCCCAGACCCCAGUGUGCCAGCUGAAGGCACAGGCGGUGGUUUUGGGACUACGAGUGUGGAAGGGUUGGGGACGGUGGAAGCACCUCGGCCGCCGCUGUCCCGCUCUCUGCCCGGUGGGAAGAAUCCUGUGUCGGUCCUCAUGGAGUACAGCCAGCGCAGCGAGAGCCCCAUCGAGUUCAUCAUCACCGGGCAGGCCGGCCCACCCCAUGACCCAAGGUUCAUGUACAGGGUGAAGGUCGGAGAGAGCUUGUUUUCCGAGGCCUCGGCUCCGAGCAAGAAGGCGGCCCGUCAGCUGGCAGCAGAGGAGGCUGUGAAAGAGUUAAUGGCUGACGGGAGACUGCAGCUCAACAAGCCUCAGUUGCCCCUGGGCUCCUCCAGUGAUAACGAUGGCAGUGGGUCUGGGACUACAUGUCCCUCUUUGCCCCCUCUGACUGCAGACGAGUUGCGAGCGGCUCACGAGGCAGGAGUCGGAGACCUCAUUAACCACCUCAACAACAACGCUGUGUCGGGUCUUCUGGAGUACGCCAGAGCCCGGGGCUUUGCUGCUGAGAUCCGACUGGUGGGCCAGUCCGGACCCCCGCACGAGCCCAAGUUCACAUAUCAGGCUAAGCUGGGCGGACGCUGGUUCCCUCCAGUGUGUGCGUCCAAUAAGAAGCAGGGAAAACAGGAAGCAGCAGAUGCCGCUCUACGGGUUCUGAUUGGAGAGGCCGAGAGGGCAGCCCGCACCGGGGAGCUAAUCCCAGCUGAGCUCCCAGUGAGUGGCAGCACUUUGCACGACCAGAUAGCGAUGUUGAGUCACCAGCGCUUCAACGCCCUGACCACACGUAUCCAGCACAGCCUUCUGGGACGCAAGAUUCUCGCCACCAUCGUCAUGAGGCGGGGGGAGGGCCUGGGGACCGUUGUCAGCCUGGGAACUGGAAAUCGCUGUGUCAAAGGGGAGGAGCUGAGCCUUAAAGGGGACACUGUUAACGAUUGCCACGCCGAGAUCAUCUCCAGAAGGGGAUUCGUUCGGUUUCUGUACAUUGAACUGAUCAAGCACUACGACGGCACAGACGACAGCAUAUUUGAGCAAGCGGAGGACAACAAACUUCGAAUCAAAUCUGACAUCACCUUCCACCUCUACAUCAGCACGGCACCUUGCGGGGACGGAGCUCUGUUUGACAAGUCAUGCAGUGAGUCAGGGGACGACGUUGAGGGUCAUCAGCCUCUCUUUGAGAAUGCUAAGCAGGGCAAGCUCCGCACCAAAGUGGAGAACGGCGAGGGCACCAUCCCAGUGGAAUCCAGUGCCAUCGUCCCCACCUGGGACGGCAUCCAGCACGGCGAGAGGCUGCGCACCAUGAGCUGCAGCGAUAAGAUCCUGCGCUGGAACGUGCUGGGCCUCCAGGGGUCGCUGCUCACCCAUUUCCUGCAUCCCAUCUACCUGAAGUCCAUCACGCUAGGCUAUCUGUACAGCCACGGGCACCUCACUCGUGCUGUCUGCUGUCGGCUGUCCAGAGACGGGGAGGCGUUCACCCAGAGCCUCCCCCCCCCCUUCAAGCUGAAUCACCCAGAGGUUGGCAGAGUGAGUGUGUACGACUCGACACGGCACACAGGCAAGACCAAGGAGUCCAGUGUGAACUGGAGCUAUCCGGACCAGCACAGUGUGGAGGUGCUGGACGGCACCAAAGGCAAACUGGACGGCAACAAGCUGAGCGUGUCCAGGGUCUCCAAGUCCAACCUGUUCUGUCUGUUCCGCUCUGUGUGCCAGAAGAGCGGCCGCACUGAGCUCCUCUCCCUGCCCUCCUACUCCCAGGCCAAGAUGUCCGCCACGUCCUUCCAGCUAGCCAAGGAUCUUUUCUUCCGAGCUCUCAGCAGCCAUGGUUACGGCGCCUGGAUCGGCAAGCCGCUGGAAGAGAAGAGCUUUGACUCCGGCGAGGAGAACGCGAACAAUGGAUCGAGUUUACCUUUUGGGUUCGGCAGCAGUAGAAACGGAGGAGCAAUGGAGAUCAAGCAAGAGGAGGCAGUGAUGAGCACAUCUUAAAGGGGGAAACAUAAAUAUGUGAGGGGGAAGGGGGGGGCAGCAUAGGGCAGAUGGGAAGGGUGGGAUCAAAGGAAAAAGGGACAAUCAAAUGUAGCCAGCAGAAGAUACAGUCCUGUGUCCUCUGAUGGAACAUGGUGAGAGGCUAUAGAGGAGAGCGAUUGAAAGUGACAUGAAGGAGAGCAAGAUGUAAUUGGCUGAAGGAUGAGGAGGUCAUAGAAGAAAGACACACCUCUCCAGACACUACAUACAAAAAAAUAAUUAGUUAAAAGUCAGUAAAUCACUGUGGUAAACACUGCAACAAAUCUGGGUUGUAUUAGUGCAUACUGUUUAUACUUGUGGGUUAAGUUGUCAUUUUUAUUUUGUCAUUGUAGUGUUUGGCAUAUGCUGCUAUUGUUUUUCCACCGUUCUACUUGAGAUAUAAACUCAUUUUUGCAGGAUCUUUGACUGUUGCAAUUGCAGUAUUGACCCAGAUAAUUUGGCCUCUUGAGAUGGUUUGUUGUCUAAUUUGGCCACGAGAGCUCAAGUAGUUGACAAGUGCUGCUAAUUGGCAUUCAACGUAAUAUGACCCACCUUUGUAGUGGUGUUUGUAAUUGUGAUGACAUUCAUUUAGAGUUUUAAGUAUUCUGUCAUGGAGUGCUUGUUAUAUUUCCGGCUCUCUAUGUUUUGCUGCAUGGAAAUACAAACAGCUGUUUCUAGAACCAAGAGCAGACACAUCGGGACGCCCUCAGCAGGAAUCUUGAUUUUUUUUUUAAAUUGCACUCAUCCUAGAUAGAUGUCACGAGUAAACUUGCAAAUGAGUCUAUGCUCUGCACAGUGCCAGCUUGUUAUGUACAUAAGAAGACUUUCGCUUUGAUCAGUGGCGAAGUAAACAUUUACUCACUAACAACAACUCUCGAUCCAGCAGGCCCCUUUAAGUAACAUUUGAACUUGCCGUACACCCUGCAUCUAUCCACAUGUCGUUGCAUUGUCUCCAUUAGCGUAGCGUAGGUCAGCGCGCCCCUUUGAUCAGUCCUAUGAUUUCUCUGUGCUUAUAAAGAAUAACUGAUGUCAUGACCUCUAAGAAGUACAAUAUCUCUGUUGUUGUUGCUUUUGUGAUUUUAAGUGUUUUUCCUUUUAAAUUUUCUUCACUUCUGGCAAAAUGCUCAUCAGUAGCUGGCCAUGCUAGCAAAAGGCUUUUAGGCUCUCUAGCAUGGCCGGUUGUUGAGGACGGCUGGGUCACGAGGACAGUUUUGUUGUCUAAGCAGAGUGUGGUGUUGAUUUUGUUUUAUGUAGAUCGAAGGUGCAAUAUAUACAUCAGGUAUAUACAAAUACAUUUACACAGAGAUGUUACAGUGGGGGCCAAAAGCCUGAGUCCAGUUCAGGGAACUUGUUUUUUGAAAACGAACAGAAAGUCAAAUACUUAAUUUCUCCAAAUAUUGCAUGAUGUUUUUAUAAUAAAUGCAGGUAGGUUAAGGAUUUUGUAUUAAUCUUUUAUUUUAUUUUUUUACAAUUUUGAGAAUCUACUAUUAUCUGAGAUGUGCUUUGAUAUCUUGAUGUUUAAUGUACUUAAAUUAGAAGCUUUGAGAGAACAACACUUGUAUACGUUUUGUAGUUUUCAUCAUUUACAUGUACAGUUCUCGGUAGUGGACUCAGACUUUUGGACCCCACUGUAUUCGAAAUUGAUCUUAAAGUAUUAAACUGUAAAUAUGUCUGUGUGUAUGUAUAUGUAUACGGUUAAUGUAUAUAUUUUGUAAAUCAUCUGCAAUUGCUUUUCUAUAUUUCGUUCCUGAUGUUUGAACUAAACUGCAAUGGAAUAUGCUGUUUUUUUACCAAUGAUGUUUGGAAAGUUACGAAAAAUUAAAAUUAGUAGCAAGGAU
Gymnodraco acuticeps is the source of this 6292-nucleotide messenger RNA. It is a transcript of the gene adar, whose product is annotated as adenosine deaminase RNA specific. The record is from RefSeq and is a predicted model, not a curated record. The transcript is spliced from 16 exons. Bases 261 to 4436 code for a protein of 1391 amino acids. Gene Ontology annotation, biological process: adenosine to inosine editing; RNA processing. Lineage: Eukaryota; Metazoa; Chordata; Actinopteri; Perciformes; Bathydraconidae. Gene Ontology annotation, cellular component: cytoplasm; nucleolus. Gene Ontology annotation, molecular function: tRNA-specific adenosine deaminase activity; double-stranded RNA binding; double-stranded RNA adenosine deaminase activity.